Brienomyrus brachyistius is the source of this 831-nucleotide messenger RNA. Its product is annotated as activated RNA polymerase II transcriptional coactivator p15-like. The transcript is spliced from 5 exons. Gene Ontology annotation, molecular function: DNA binding; transcription coactivator activity. Gene Ontology annotation, cellular component: nucleus; transcription regulator complex. Bases 104 to 523 code for a protein of 139 amino acids. Lineage: Eukaryota; Metazoa; Chordata; Actinopteri; Osteoglossiformes; Mormyridae. Gene Ontology annotation, biological process: positive regulation of transcription initiation by RNA polymerase II. The record is from RefSeq and is a predicted model, not a curated record.
AAUUUCCCAUGAGCCACGUGAAACCACGUGGCUCACCGUGGCCAAUGGCGUCCCAGAUCUGGAAAAGUGGGUUAACGUCUGCGGGAAAGGCUGAGCACCGCGCAUGAACACCAUCUCAGACAGCAGCUCUAUUACUCUCAUAAUGCCCAAGUCGAAAGAGGUGCUGUCAUCGUCCUCCUCUGGAAGUGACUCAGACAGUGAGGUCGAGACAAAGGCGAAGAGGAAGGCUCCUCCAGCACAAGAGAAACCGGCGAAGAAGCAGAAGAGUGGCGAGAGCUCCCGGGCGGGGGGGCCCUCCAAAGGUGGCAAGAGCAAGGAUGACAACAUGUUCCAGAUUGGGAAGAUGAGGUAUGUCAGCGUCAGGGACUUCAAAGGCAAAGUGCUGAUCGACAUCCGCGAGUACUGGAUGGAUCAGGAGGGAGAAAUGAAGCCGGGCCGCAAAGGCAUUUCCUUGAAUCCAGAGCAGUGGAACCAAUUGAAGGAGCAGAUCUCUGAAAUCGAUGACGCUGUGAGGAGAAUAUAAGCUUUAUAGCCACAAGAUGGUGCUGUUUAGUUCUUCCUUUAGUGUUUUUAGAUUUUACCACCAACCUUUACACUGACGUACAAGUGUUUUAUAAAGGACUGAUUUUUUUAAAAAUGACUGGCGUGUUUUGCAGUUAAUUUGACCUUUAACAUUUUCUGCAUGUGCCCUGUAGUGCAUUCUGUGCAGCAGCAGUGGUGUGUUGUGUGUGUGUGCAAGGGCCGCUCAAGUUUGUGGGUGGGGGGUUUGAUCGAGGUGCCGGGCUGUGUAGAGGAGGUCUCGUAUCAAAUAAAGGCUACAUAAUUAUUUUA